This is a messenger RNA of Pungitius pungitius (ninespine stickleback), 3305 nucleotides long. It is a transcript of the gene u2surp, whose product is annotated as U2 snRNP-associated SURP domain containing. Gene Ontology annotation, cellular component: nucleus. The transcript is spliced from 26 exons. NCBI's taxonomy places the organism in Eukaryota, Metazoa, Chordata, Actinopteri, Perciformes, Gasterosteidae. Bases 60 to 2981 code for a protein of 973 amino acids. The record is from RefSeq and is a predicted model, not a curated record. Gene Ontology annotation, molecular function: RNA binding. Gene Ontology annotation, biological process: RNA processing.
GUUUCACGUUUGCCUCUAUCAUGUAAUCGAAGAUCGACUUUAUUUUAGUCACACAAAAGAUGGCGGACCGAACGCCUGGUGGCACUCAAAAAGCUAGCGCUAAGGCGUUGCUUGAGAGCAAAUUGAAGUCUUUCAGUAUUGGCAAAAUGGCAGUGGCAAAGAGGACCCUGAGUAAGAAGGAACAAGAUGAAAUAAAGAAAAAAGAAGAUGAGCGGGCUGCAGCCGAAAUUUAUGAAGAGUUUCUUGCUGCUUUUGAAGGAGGAGGAGAGGGCAAGGUCAAGGCCUUUGUCCGUGGUGGUAUUGCAAAUGCAACAAAAGAGGAGGCAGCUGCUGAUGAGAAGAAAGGAAAAUUGUACAAGCCCAAGUCACGUUUCGAUAACCAGUCAAAAAGCUUCCUGCCUUUGGAUACCCCGCCUCAGUUUUUACCAGUAGAUAAAAGACAUUCUGUGAAGAAACCUACUGAAAAGGAAAAGAAGAAGAGCAACUUGGAGCUUUUCAAAGAAGAACUUAAACAAAUACAAGAGGAAAGGGAUGAAAGACACAAGCUGAAGGGACGCGUUAGUCGCUUCGAACCUCUCUCGGGCGCCGAUGGAAGACGCUCGUCGGAUGGUUCUUCAAGAAGAAACCGUCCGUCCAGUGUUUUGGAUGAUUGUGCGCCAGGUUCCCAUGAUGUUGGAGACCCAUCCACUACUAACUUGUAUCUUGGAAACAUCAAUCCACAGAUGAAUGAGGAGAUGCUGUGUCAAGAGUUUGGCCGUUAUGGUCCGCUGGCCAGCGUGAAGAUCAUGUGGCCCAGAACAGACGAGGAGAGGGCUCGGGAGAGGAACUGUGGUUUUGUGGCUUUCAUGAACAGGAGGGAUGCCGAGCGAGCUCUCAAGAACCUAAAUGGAAAGAUGAUAAUGAACUUUGAGAUGAAAUUAGGAUGGGGCAAAGGUGUGCCCAUCCCACCCCACCCAAUCUACAUCCCUCCUUCCAUGAUGGAGCACACACUCCCACCACCUCCCUCCGGCCUACCCUUCAAUGCACAGCCCCGGGAGAGGUUAAAGAACCCCACUGCCCCAAUGCUCCCUCCACCUAAAAACAAGGAGGAGUUCGAGAAGACUCUGUCGCAAGCCAUAGUCAAAGUGGUUAUCCCAACAGAAAGGAAUUUGCUCUCUCUCAUCCACCGAAUGAUCGAGUUUGUGGUGCGUGAAGGCCCAAUGUUUGAAGCCAUGAUCAUGAACAGAGAAAUCAACAAUGCCAUGUACAGGUUUCUAUUUGAGAACCAAAGCCCGGCACAUGUUUACUACCGGUGGAAGCUGUACUCCAUACUACAGGGGGAAGCACCAGUCAAAUGGAAAACGGAGGACUUUAGGAUGUUUAAGAAUGGCUCCCUGUGGCGUCCGCCUCCUCUCAAUCCGUACCUCCACGGUCCGUAUGAUGACGGUGAGGAAGAGGAGGAAGACGAGGACGGCGUCAGGAAAGGCAGCUUAAAAGAAGACGAGCGAGACAAACUAGAGGAGAUGCUGCGUGCUUUGACUCCCAGGAGGGGAGACAUUGCAGAGGCCAUGUUGUUUUGUCUCAACCGAGCCGAAGCGGCCGAAGAGAUAGUGGAAUGUGUCACGGAGUCUCUCUCCAUCCUCAAAACCCCUCUUCCCAAGAAGAUCGCACGGUUAUAUCUAGUUUCUGAUGUGUUGUACAACUCUUCUGCCAAAGUAUCCAAUGCGUCGUACUACAGAAAAUAUUUUGAAACCAAGCUAUGCCAGAUCUUUGCAGACCUCAACGCGACGUACAAAGCGAUACAGGGCCACCUGCAGAGUGAGAACUUUAAGCAACGAGUGAUGGCGUGUUUCCGGGCGUGGGAGGACUGGGCCGUGUACCCGGACCCCUUCCUGAUCAAGCUGCAGAACAUCUUCCUGGGUCUAGUUAAUCUCGCUGCAGAGAAGGAAGCCCCCGUUGUCAUUGUGGAGGCCGAUCCGGUGGAGGACAUUGAUGGGGCUCCAAUCGGGGAGUACGUAGAUGGGGCUCUGCUGGAGGAUGUGGACGGGGUGCCGAUCGACGCAGUGCCCAUUGACGGAGCCCCUAUUGACGGAGCCCCCCUGGAUGACCUCGACGGGGUCCCCAUCAAGCACAUGGAAGAAGACAUAGAUGGAAUACCUUUGGAUCCGUCCAAAGAGGCAACCUUCAAGGUAGCACCCUCGAAAUGGGAGGCGGUGGACGAGGCGGAAUUACAAGCUCAAGCUGUGACAACUUCUAAAUGGGAGGCAAUUGAGCAAACAGAAGAAAGGAAAAAGGACGAGGAUGACAGUGAUUAUGAUGACAGGAGCCCUCGCUCAGAUGAUAAUCACAGCUACUCAAACCCCAUCAGAGAGGACUCUGAUAUUAAGGCCAAAAUGUCUGAAAUGAAUGAAGAGAAACGCACAAAGCUCAGAGAAAUCGAGGUUAAGGUCAUGAAGUUCCAGGAUGAGCUUGAGUCUGGGAAAAGGCCCAAGAAGCCUGGGCAGAGUCUUCAGGAGCAGGUGGAACAUUACAGGGACAAAUUACUACAAAAGGAAAAGGAAAAAGAGAAACUUGAACGUGAGAAAGAGAGGGAGAAGAAAGAGAAGGAGAAGGCUGAGGCACGUUUGAAGGACUUGAAGAAGGAAAAAGAAAAGGAUGACACACCAACCAGGAAGGAGAGGAAACGGCGUCACAGUGGUUCACCCAGCCCAUCGAGGAGUAGCACCCGACGAGGCCGGUCGCCUUCACCCCGUUCCGAGCGGUCAGAAAGAUCAGAGCGCUCCGACCGCUCGUACUCUAAAGACACGUCCUCACGCUCCGCCCACAAAGACUCGCCGCGACCCAGCAGCAAAAAGUCGUCAAAGAGAUCUCCCUCUCCUCGUACACCCAAACGAUCGAGGCGGUCGCGCUCAAAGACGCCCAAGAAAUCAGCGAAGAAAUCCCGCUCCAAAUCAAGGUCUCCUCACCGGUCGCAUAAAAAAUCAAAGAAGAGCAAACACUGACACGUCUUUUCGUUAAACCCAAACCAGCCUAUUCUUCUCCCUUUUCCUGCGCUGUGUUGUAGAAAAGGGACUGAUUUGGUAGCUGAAGAUCUCUGCCAAAACAUUAAUGUAUAGACAUGAGUGACCAUCAGGUGGUUGGGGCCAUUGUUUUAUAUUGUACAAAAAAAAAAUGUGCUUGUUUGUCCUGAUUACCCAACACCUCUCGAUGGAAUUCCUCCAUGUGGUAGACCACCCCUGAACAGUGUCAUGGCUACGGUCAUUUCCUGUUUUUGUAGUUAUUAUUCAAAAGGAUUCCUAAUAAAGAAAUGUCAUUUUUAAAUCAAA